Molecule: messenger RNA, 626 nt
Organism: Grus americana (Whooping crane)
Lineage: Eukaryota; Metazoa; Chordata; Aves; Gruiformes; Gruidae
Gene: SPINT4
Product: serine peptidase inhibitor, Kunitz type 4
Exons: 4
Coding region: 19-483 (154 amino acids)
Biological process (GO): negative regulation of peptidase activity
Cellular component (GO): extracellular region
Molecular function (GO): serine-type endopeptidase inhibitor activity
Source: RefSeq, a predicted model, not a curated record
CCGGCUGCCCAGGGCACCAUGGAGCUGCCGCCUGGCUGCUUCCUCCUCCUCCUCGCAGCCCUGCUCCCCCUCGCCGCAUGGUCUGGCCCAGCCCCACUCGCAGCUGGAAGAGAGGAGCCAGGGAUGGUGAAGCCCGGGUACUGCUACCACAUCCCGGAGGUGGAGAACCCACUGGAUGAGGACUGCGGUGCCUGCCGCAGGGAUGCCUCCUGCUCCCGCUGCACUGGUGACACUGGCUGCCCCGGUGCCACCAAGUGCUGCCCCAGCAAGUGUGGCUACACAUGCCAGGAGCCGGUGCUGGAUUUCUGCUACCUGCCCUCCGUCUGCGGGAGCUGCAAGGCGCUCUUCCGCCGCUUCUUCUUCAACGCCUCCAGCCAGCAGUGCGAGGAGUUCAUCUAUGGUGGCUGUGGCGGCAACAGGAACAACUUUGAGACCGAGAGCGAGUGCUUCCAGGCCUGCUCCCACAUCGUUCCAGGUGCCUGAUAGCACCAGCCCAGGGACUGUGGUGGCCUCUGCACGGCCCCUGCCCGGUGGAAGAUGCUGCUGCCAGCAGCCACAUCCCCGUCCCCGCAGGGAGCCGUUCCCCGUGGGGCUGGCGGCCACGGGUGCUGCUGCCCGAGGCGGCC